AUGCCACCAAGGGGCCCCAGCGCCGGGAGGAGGCCCCCUGGAGUCAGGGCGGGUCUGACAGGGUGCGUGAAGCCCGAGAAGGAGGGCGUGGAGUUGGGGGCCAGAGGUUGUUGUGUACGAUCCACAGAGCCUGACAAUGCGCUCCCCUCCGGCGCCAUCUUGGAGCAGCUGGGAGUGUACGGAGGCCUGAUUGCCGUGAGUCGCAAAUCGUGCUUGCCCUCUCUCGUUUUUUGUGUGUUUCCACUCCCACUGGUCACCGUGUGGUUGUGUUCAGAAAGCUUCAGCUACUGCUUCUCCAGUGAUGUGUAG
This is a messenger RNA of Knipowitschia caucasica, 309 nucleotides long. NCBI's taxonomy places the organism in Eukaryota, Metazoa, Chordata, Actinopteri, Gobiiformes, Gobiidae. The record is from the annotation of a GenBank genome assembly.